AUGGAUACGACUUGGAUUACACAACCACGAAAUACGCCAGAGUAUGCUAAAGGACUUAAUGGAUUCCUUGAUUUUGCCUUUAAAAAUCGUCCAAAUGGAAUGGCAAAAUGUCCCUGUAAAAAAUGCGGUUUCAAAACACCGCAAAGUAGAAGUGUGAUGUAUGAUCACUUAAGAGCGACACCAUUUCCAGUGGGAUACACUGAUUGGUGCUAUCACGGUGAGGUCGCGAUAGGAGAAAAUAGUAAUGGUUCAUCUAGUAAUCCUACAAAUGCAGUUCAUGACAUUACAAAUGGAGAAGAUCCUAUCCAGAACAUGCUUAACGAUGCUUUUGGAGUUGAUAGGAAUCAUGCAAAUGAAGUGCCUAUUGCAUCGAAUGUCGAUAUUGAAAUAGAUGAAGAUGUGACACCGGACGCGACUCAGGAGGGGAAUGAAGCAAAAGAGUUUUAUGAAUUAGCAAAAGAGGGGGAACAACCUUUGUAUGAAGGGUGUAAAAAAUAUUCAAAGUUGGCUUUUUUGGUGAAGUUGUAUCAUAUCAAAUGCUUGUGUGGAAUGAGUGACAAGUCCAUGACAAUGAUUUUAGAACUCUUGCAAGAUGCAUUUGAACAUGCAAAGAUUCCAAGCUCAUUUUAUGAGGCGAAGAAAACAAUCACGAAACUUGGUUUGAACUAUGUAAAGAUUCCUGCUUGUCCGAAGGAUUGUAUGCUUUACUGGGGAAAUAAAGAAGAUGAGGAGAGGGAAACUUGUAAAGUUUGUCACACUUCCAGAUGGAAAUCAAGUAUAAAAUCUAAGGAGCGUGAGACAGGAAACGCUGACAACAGUUUGAAGAAAAUCCCUGCAAAAGUUCUUCGUUAUUUUCCAUUAAAACCUCGAUUACAAAGACUAUUUUUGUCUUCAAAGACAUCGGAGGAUAUGAGAUGGCAUGCUUUAAGUAAUAACAAUGAUGAAAUGAUGAGGCAUCCUAGAGAUUCUGAAGCAUGGAAACGAUUUGACUCGACACACCCUUGGUUUGCAUCGGAUGCACGAAAUGUCCGUCUUGCAUUAGCUAUUGAUGGGUUUAAUCCCUUUGGCAUUAUGAGUUCAAACUACAGUGUCUGGCCCGUAAUUCUCAUUCCAUACAAUACUCCUCCAUGGGUGUGCAUGAAGCAGACAUCUUUUAUAAUGUCGAUGAUAAUUCCUGGAAAAAAUGCUCCAGGAAAUAACAUAGAUGUCUACUUACAACCUUUAAUGAAAGAGCUGCAAGAUUUAUGGACAACCGGUGUAGAUGCUUAUGAUUCUUUCAAGCAUGAGAUGUUCAAAUUACAUGCAGCUUUGAUGUGGACAAUAAGCAAUUUUCCUGGUCUAGGUAAUCUCUCUGGGUGGAACACGUACACUGGAUAUGCUUGUCCAAUUAUGAUUGGGCUCUUACUGUUGAACAAAACAUAG
This is a messenger RNA of Trifolium pratense (red clover), 1422 nucleotides long. RefSeq lists its product as uncharacterized. The record is from RefSeq and is a predicted model, not a curated record. Lineage: Eukaryota; Viridiplantae; Streptophyta; Magnoliopsida; Fabales; Fabaceae. Bases 1 to 1422 code for a protein of 473 amino acids. The transcript has a single exon.